Molecule: messenger RNA, 3125 nt
Organism: Pogoniulus pusillus (Red-fronted tinkerbird)
Lineage: Eukaryota; Metazoa; Chordata; Aves; Piciformes; Lybiidae
Gene: PCMT1
Product: protein-L-isoaspartate (D-aspartate) O-methyltransferase
Exons: 8
Coding region: 16-906 (296 amino acids)
Biological process (GO): protein modification process
Cellular component (GO): cytoplasm
Molecular function (GO): protein-L-isoaspartate (D-aspartate) O-methyltransferase activity
Source: RefSeq, a predicted model, not a curated record
GUUAGCGGCUGGGGAAUGUCGGGCGCGCGGGGCGGUGGGCGCGUGGCCCCUCCCCUCGACGGGCGCGCGGCGGCCGCAGCGGCGGCGGCAGGGAGGGGAGGAGGCGGCGAGGAGGCGGCGCCUGUGUCGGCGCUGGAGGUUGUGUCCUUCCUGGGGAAGCUGCUGUGCGCAGUCGCGGCGCUGAAGGCGGCUCUGUACCUGCUCCGCAGAGUGUGUCUGGCGAUGGCCUGGAAGUCGGGAGGCGCGAGCCACUCCGAGCUCAUCCACAACCUCCGCAAAAAUGGAAUAAUCAAAUCAGACAAGGUAUUUGAAGUAAUGCUGGCUACAGACCGUUGCCACUAUGCAAAAUACAACCCUUAUAUGGAUUCACCACAGUCUAUAGGUUUCCAAGCAACAAUCAGUGCUCCACAUAUGCACGCAUAUGCUCUUGAACUUCUGUCUGAUCAGUUACAUGAAGGAGCCAAAGCACUUGAUGUAGGAUCUGGAAGUGGAAUCCUUACAGCAUGUUUUUCACGAAUGGUUGGUCCCAAAGGACAAGUUGUAGGAAUUGAUCAUAUCAAAGAACUAGUAGAUGACUCAAUAAAUAAUGUCAAAAAAGAUGAUCCCACAUUGCUGUCUUCAGGAAGAGUGAAACUGAUUGUGGGAGAUGGAAGAAUGGGAUAUGCAGAAGAAGCUCCUUAUGAUGCCAUUCAUGUAGGAGCAGCAGCACCUGUUGUGCCCCAAGCACUUAUAGAUCAGUUAAAACCUGGCGGAAGAUUGAUAUUACCAGUUGGCCCUGCAGGGGGAAACCAGAUGCUUGAACAAUAUGACAAACUAGAAGAUGGCAGUGUCAAAAUGAAGCCUCUGAUGGGAGUGAUAUAUGUGCCUUUAACAGAUAAAGAGAAGCAAUGGUCCAGGUGGAAGUGAUUUUCUGUUCCACUUACUUCUUCCACACACACACAAGGGAUGAACUGUAAAAGCUACAUCAUCUUGACCCAAACAUAGUGUUGCAGUGGACUGCUCAUCUCCAGUUCGAAAAGCUUUUUGAAAACCAACAGCAUUGCAGCUUGUUUUGGACUCAUUCUACUGUUGUUCUCAGCAUGGAAAAGCGUGGUAUCCGUUUUAUUUUUGUAGCUGCUCGAGGCAAAUCCGAUAAAGAAAUGGUGGAAAGUUUUUAUGCGGGCACUGUUUUAUUUAACAUGCCUUUAGUUCCCUUCCAUCAGUUCAAAGUGGUUUUUCUGCAGAAGUGCAGAUAAAGACCUUUAGCUUGUGAACUCUAAUUCUGAUGGGGGUACUUGAACACUCGCUUCUCUCGUCUCCUGUUUCCCUUGGUAAAGCUGCUUCUGUGCACCUUAGGACACUACGUAGGUAAUACCGGGUGUUCUGUGUUCCCAUGUCUGCUAGACACUACUAAAAGGACAUGAACUUCCUUUUUAAGCUUUCAAUGUGGUGUCACAGACUAGCAUGUAGUAGAUACAAUCAGCUGCUUCGUGACCCUAAAUCCAGGCAUUUGUAUAUAUUAAACAUCAAGACAUCAGAGGUGGGUGGCCAGUCUUAUCGAACGUUUUCCCUUUCUAGAAUUAACUAAUGGAGCACUGAAAUUCUGUUCUGAUUUAUAGUUUACUACUGAGGUGAUGCACAUGGAUUUAACUCCCCCUGUGUCCCUGUCACUGAGCAGUUUGCACACUGCUGCUUUGCUAAGUGGAGUUAGAAGCAAAGGAAGGGGUCGUGUGCCUGUGUGGAGGUAAGGAUCAGUAGUAGACUACUGAGACACGGAUUGCUAGAUUCUUUGGUUUAAAAAAAGUCAUCCACCAGUUUGGUUCUGAAAGAAAGUCACUUUUGACAAAGCCAUUUGUUGUAUUAAUCUUCUCAUUUUUCUAACUGAGCACCCAGAAAAAAAACUCUGGGUUUUUAGAAAGCCUUGUUAUUGAAGAGAACAUGAUACAAGUAGAAAGCAUAACUAAUCCUGGUGUCCUAAGUACAUUAGAAACACUUUUUUUUUUCAUGUAGAAGAGUAGUUGGAAGGCUUUAAAACUUUCUUCCUAGCCCAGUUUUUCUGUUUGGUGCUAUGAAAUGUCAACAGCAAAUUGUGAAGCAGUGCAGUAAGGUGGGCUGCUUUCAGAGAGGGGAGAUGUUUGUCUUGGGUCAUCCUGCUCAGACUUGAGCAACCAGGAAUUGAAGUAAGCAGCGUACUACAGGGUUUUUUUUUAAUGGCAAAAAAGACUAUAGAAAAAAAAUCACUUGCAUAAAAACAACCCAUAGUGAUCACUGCAAAAAUAUAUUUUGACUUUUUAUGCAAUGAUUUUGUGAUAGGAUUAAUUCCUGAAAGCACAAAGGCUAAAAUUCAACACCCUCUGAAUAUUAAAGAGGAGCAUUCUGAAUAACCUUUUGGAAGGUCAGCCCCAUCCUAUUCCUGUGUAAAAGAUAGGCACCACUUAAUUUAUUCAGAUGCUUGGGAGUUCAUGCACCACCUCCUGACUGCAGCCUGGGAGCACACCCACAGGAUGAAUCUUAUAAAGGAAUGAAUGUAGUCUGUACUCUAGAAAAUACAAUUCAGAACACCCCACUUGCGGCUGACAAAUUUGUACUAACCCACAAUCAACUGUGAAUCUAGUUCUUGAUGUUGAAGUGAAGUACCUUAAACGAUGCAUGCUAAUGUUCAACCUUUUUGGUCACUGUAUCAUUCAGUUUGAGUUCAGCUUUAUUUACAUCUUCUCACUCUUUUAAAAAUCAGUUAAAUGAAGGAUAUGAGCUCAACUGUAUCCAAAUCCUUGUCUGGACGCAGCGUAAUAAGCUAGCUUAACCUGGAAGAGGUGAUAAAGCUGAAACCCCGUGACACCUUUCUGGGAGAGAACCACUUCAGGAGGUGUAAGACUUCAGGGACCAAGGCUGUUGGGAUUAGUGCACCCAUUCCGCUGAAGGGGUUGGUAAUAGUCAAGGUACUCAGGCAGAUGAAGUAUCCAGAAGUAGCGUUUAGGAAUUGGAAAAUGAAACCCCUUCCAUGAUGGAGCAAUGGUUCUGAAGUAAAAGCUUCUUGGAGAAGAGGACAAGUUGAAAUGCAGAAGCUUUGAAGAGCUUGAAAAAAUGCUGUGUGAACUGUCUGAACUGCUACUUUGCCAAAUAAAAUGAAUUGAGAGGAAGCUGUA